AGUUCAACUCGUACAUUUGCGGUAUUCAGUUCACAAAAUGGUUGUUAGGUUGUGUGUGAGACGCUUGCUAAGGAAAACCGCGAAUAAAACCGGUCAUCGAUGCAUCUCGCAUUAUCCCAUUGACGAUCAUGUGUUUGGACUCUCCGAAGAACAACAACAGCUCAGAAAAAUGGUAUUCGACUUUGCUCAGAAGGAAUUGGCGCCAAAAGCAGCUGAAAUCGACAAAGAAAACAAUUUUAAAGAACUAAGGCCAUUUUGGAAGAAACUUGGAGAUCUCGGAUUGCUAGGUAUUACCGCAAGUUCCGACUAUGGAGGUACAGGGGGAAAAUAUUCGGACCAUUGUGUCAUUAUGGAGGAAUUAUCAAGGGCCAGCGGUGGUAUCGCCUUGUCAUAUGGAGCUCAUUCGAAUUUGUGCGUGAACCAGAUCAACAGAAACGGUACAGAGGAGCAGAAAAGUAAAUAUUUACCAAAGUUAUGUUCAGGAGAGCAUAUCGGAGCACUGGCAAUGUCCGAACCAGGGUCAGGCAGUGACGUGGUGUCUAUGAAGUUACGAGCAGAGAAGAAAGGCGAUUAUUAUGUGUUGAACGGAAAUAAGUUUUGGAUUACUAAUGGACCAGACGCAGAUGUUUUAGUGGUAUACGCCAAGACAAAUUGGUCGACGAGUAAACAACAACAUGGGAUUUCAGCUUUUUUAAUUGAAAAAGAUUAUCCUGGGUUUUCAACAGCUCAAAAAUUAGAUAAACUAGGUAUGAGGGGUUCAAACACAGGGGAAUUGGUGUUUGAGGAUUGUAAGGUACCGGCAGCAAAUUUAUUAGGACAGGAAAACAAAGGGGUGUACGUACUAAUGUCCGGCUUAGACCUGGAGAGACUGGUUCUUGCUGCAGGUCCCGUCGGAUUAAUGCAGGCCGCGAUAGACACAGCCUUCUUGUACGCACACACCAGGAAACAAUUUGGGAAGAACAUUGGAGAGUUUCAAUUGAUACAGGGUAAAAUGGCAGAUAUGUAUACAACGUUAAGUGCAUGUCGUAGCUACUUAUACAAUGUGGCUAAAGCGUGUGAUAACGGCCAUGUUAACAGUAAGGAUUGCGCGGGCGUGAUACUCUACUGUGCGGAAAAAGCAACACAGGUCGCUUUAGAUGCAAUCCAAAUAUUAGGCGGAAAUGGGUACAUCAAUGACUAUCCUACUGGUAGGAUUUUGAGAGAUGCAAAGCUGUAUGAAAUAGGUGCAGGAACUUCAGAAGUGAGGAGAAUGUUAAUUGGAAGAGCUUUAAAUAAUGAAUACAAGUGAUAGAAAUUGAUUAUAAUAGAAAAUGUAUACAAAUAUAUAAUUAUAAUUGAA
Molecule: messenger RNA, 1339 nt
Organism: Bombyx mori (domestic silkworm)
Lineage: Eukaryota; Metazoa; Arthropoda; Insecta; Lepidoptera; Bombycidae
Gene: Ivd
Product: isovaleryl coenzyme A dehydrogenase
Exons: 9
Coding region: 38-1288 (416 amino acids)
Biological process (GO): L-leucine catabolic process
Cellular component (GO): mitochondrion
Molecular function (GO): flavin adenine dinucleotide binding; 3-methylbutanoyl-CoA dehydrogenase activity
Source: RefSeq, marked provisional